This is a messenger RNA of Stylonychia lemnae, 3174 nucleotides long. The record is from the annotation of a GenBank genome assembly. Lineage: Eukaryota; Ciliophora; Spirotrichea; Sporadotrichida; Oxytrichidae.
AUGAACAGUAAGCAGUAUUCGUCCAUGAACAACAAUAGCAAUCAAAAUUAGCAGAUAGAUUUGAUGGCGUCUACCAAAUAGCAUCUACUAAAUUUAAAGCAAAACAACUCGAUAGAUGCCCAGUAGUUUAACCUGUCUAGUUAGGAUAAUCUUUAUAAUUCAGUCACCACUUAGAAAGAGCAAAUGCUUAAGAAAUUAUUAGAAUCACAAGAGACCUACAUUUAAGAAUUGGAGAUUAAAAAUAAAGACCUUAAAGACCAAAUAGUAAUCCUAACCAAUAGCAAUCUUGGAGGGAAUAAGAUGAACUUUGACCAUAGUGAUCCAUUCUAGGGUGCUAAUAUCGAUCUUAACUAUUUAGAGAGACCUGAGUUCAGCUCUUUGGAUAAGUCUCAAUACCUUAUGGAUAAGGUCUCACCUAUUUCUGGCAUCAUAUACCAAUCAUUAACCCAGUUAAAGAUUUCUAUAAGUCUAGAAUAGUAGCUGCUGAGAGAGGAGUUUAAAUAUAAAGAUAAUGUGAGUAGACAAGGUAAUUAAAUGAUGAAAAGAGAGCGACAGGAACUGUAAGAGGAGUUUGAAAGCAUAGAAAAUUAGUAUAGGCUUUAGAUAAAAGGCUUAGAGCAUGAGAUUCGCAUCUUAAAGGAUAUAUAACACUAAUCUGUGAGAUUAGAGAAGGACUAAGAGGUGAGACUGAAAAUGGUCGAAGAGCUAGAUUAAUUAGUAAUGGGUCAUAAGCGUAGAGAAGAGGACUUGAGUAAAGAAAAUCAAGUCAUCAAACUUAAACUUGAUAAGGCUUUCAAUACAUUAUAAGACCAAAUAGCAUAAAAUGAGACUUCAAAAGCAAGACAUGAAAGAUUAAUGCUAGAGAAAGACGCAUAGCAUUAAUCACAGUAUCAGUAGCUUCAAAAACUCUUGAAGGAUACCAUUAAAGAGCUUUAAAGGUAAAAAUCAAUUCAGCAAGUAUCUUCUAAUUAAUUUACAAUCCAAAAUGACUCAUCUAUUAACAAUAUUGAUCCAAAUAACUAAUCUACUAAUUUGACGUUGCUAAACAAUAAUAAAGAUAAAACUUAAAAGCUGACUGAGGAAGUCGAAUAGUUCUUAUCAAAUUAAAACAAUAACGCCUAGAAUUCAGAUAAUGUAUCUAAUAAUGGGAGCAAUAGUGCAUUUGAUAGUAUGAAACAUUUAAAGGCUUAAUUAGAAAACUAGGAAAAGGAGGCGUAGCAUUGGCGUGAAUGUGUGGCUAAAAUGGCUGAUAAAUUCAAAGACUAGCAGGAUAUCUAUGAUGAGAAACUGAGAGUGAUCUAAAUAGAGAAGAAAAAUCUUUAGGAAGAGUUAAGAUAAUUCGUUAAGAUAGCUGGUGAGCGGGAGAACUUAUUGACUAAGGAAAAUAACUAGUUGAAGGCAAGUAAUAAGCAAUUAAUGGGGUUAAGUGAACUAAGAGAAAAAUUACUAUAGGAGGAAUUGAUAGCAAUAAAGUCAGAGAUAAAGAAUAUACAGAAGAGUUACGGGGAGAGGGAGCUCUAGCAUACCAAGGAAAGAGAUAUGUUCUAGAAAGAGAUUGAGGAGUAUCAAAUAUUAGUGGACUAAAUUCAUCAUUAAAUUGAAAAUCAAAGACAAAUGGGCGCAAAGAGUCCAAAUGAACUUCAGAUGCUGCAGAGUUUGGCAAUAAAUCUCCAAAAGCAGUUGGGUGAUGCGAACGACUUGCUAGGUAAAAAUGGGUUGAGCAAUUCUAAAAGUGUCAAGGAUUUAUUCUUAUCUAAGCUUGACAAUCACAUGAUAGAGCAAAAGAGAAGGUUUGAAGAAUAAAUCUAGGGUGUGAAUUUAAUCCUUUAGAGCCAAAAAGAGCAUCAAGAGUAUAUGCUAUAGGAACAGGAAGCCUAAGAUCCCAUGCAAAUUAGGCAGUUUAAUAAGAUUCUGAAUUGUUUACAAUCCAUUAUCAAUUCUGAGUCAUCUUAGAAUAAGUCACAAUCGUCUAAGUAUUAACCUUAGAAUUCAUAAAUUACUCAGAAAAAAGGCUAAGGGCUGAAUAAUAACAACAGCGGUAGCAAUCUAGGAUAGGGCAGCAAGUAAAUGUAGGAUUAUUAUCAAUAAGAAUGCGAGCAAAUGUGGAAUCACAUCUAGCUUCUUGAAUAGGAGAAGUAGCAACAGAUAGUGAACAUUGAGAGUCUCUCUGCCUUUAUCAAUAAUCUCAUGAAUCAGUAACAGGAUUAGCAUAGAAAAUAUGGAGAGUCAUUUGAGAUGCAUCAGUAAGCUAUUUAGACACUUUAGCAAUUGAUCAGUAAUUAGUUCGUGGAGUUUGAAAACCUGAGACUUAUAGAGUUGAAAGCAUUCCAAGAAUCACAAAAUUAGUAAUCUAUCAUAUCUCGUGAAUCUUCAGCUAAGAGCUUUGGAGGCAACAACAACCCUCCAUUAACCUCUAAAUAGUCUUAGUAAAACAACAUAAACAAUCAGUUGAGCCAAUAGAUCCAGAACUGGCAGCGUGAGCGAACGCUUUUAUUUGAAGAGAUUACCCUCUUACGUUCUUAAAUUGAGCUCUUUAAUCGCAAUUACUCACAUAUAAUGUCCAUUAGAUAGCAAGAAUUCUAGAUAUUGAAGUCUGAGAGGAAAGAGCUGCACUUGAUUCAAUCAGAACUAUAGCAAGUAAUAGAGGAUCAUCAGAGUAUAGAUCGAGUGGCUGAAGAUUACAGACACAAAAAGCAAGACUUCAUGAUGGUCAGUGAGGAGUAGAUAGUGGUGGAACUGACUCAGCAGAAUGAGAUGCUGGAGGAUAGGUUAAGAUAGGAGAAGCGCCUGCAUGAAGAGGAGUUGAUGCAGAUGAAUGUGAACUUCGAGGCUAAGAUCAUUGAGCUUAAGGAGAAGGAAGCCUCUAAGGACUUCUUUAUUAAUAAGUUGACUAGAGAAUUGGAACUGGUGCAAAGUGAGUACAGCGCUUAUACAGCAAGAAAUGAUCAGAUAGUACUGGGUUUAAAUAAAGAAAUCGAGAGACUGAGAAAGUUCCUUAAUGAUAGACAGCAGGACUACAACUAUCAGAGAUAGAAGAUGGGCAGCUAGCUGAAGAAGAUGAAAGAUACCAUUAAGGAAAAGGACGAAGAGGUCAACUAAGUCAAGAAUGAAAAGUACCAGAAGUACUUGAAACUUUUAAAUACAAAUAACAACAGUACUCAUACUAAUAAGUGA